GCAGUGACUAGCUAUGGGGCCGCCUGGCCUUACCAUGGCUAUAGCUAUUACCCGCAACAGCAUCAACAGCAGCAGACACCAGUGACUGCUCCAAAACCCGCGACGACAACCACGACCACGACAACAGCACAAGCGGCCACUACAUCGACCCCUGCCACAGCUACCCCUACGGCCGCUACCUCCAUCGCCCCUCGCCCAUCCGCCCCUUCGACGUAUACCUUCACCUCCUACAACCGGGAUCCGGCUUUGUAUGGGCGGAGUACGCGGAAGGGAUCCAAUUACAGGGGUUUGUUCACCAAAGAACUGCGGAACUUGAUGUAUGGCUUCGGAGACGACCGCAACCCUGCAUCCGAUACAGUGAACGUCAUGGAGGAGAUACUCAUCGAGUACAUCGUGGAUGUUGUUCAAACUGCAUCAGGAGGUGGCAAAAAGUCUCGUUUAUCGAUUGAGGACCUGCGUCGCGCGCUGUCUCGUCCAGCGGAUGCCAAGAAGCUGGCACGUAUGGAAGAAUUGUUGUUCAUGCAGGAAGACAUCAAGCGGGCUCGCGCACAGUUCGACGAGCCCGAUAUGCAUCCUGCUGGCUCGGGGUUGUAAUCUGACUGCUUGACCCUUGCACGUGUAUUAUAUUG
This is a messenger RNA of Dichomitus squalens LYAD-421 SS1, 629 nucleotides long. RefSeq names its product transcription initiation factor IID 18 kDa subunit. The transcript is spliced from 3 exons. Gene Ontology annotation, biological process: transcription by RNA polymerase II; RNA polymerase II preinitiation complex assembly. The coding region runs from base 316 to 594 and encodes 92 amino acids. Gene Ontology annotation, molecular function: protein heterodimerization activity. NCBI's taxonomy places the organism in Eukaryota, Fungi, Basidiomycota, Agaricomycetes, Polyporales, Polyporaceae. Gene Ontology annotation, cellular component: transcription factor TFIID complex. The record is from RefSeq and is a predicted model, not a curated record.